UAUCUGGACGAUUAGGCUGAAAGGACAGUUGAAUUAUGUACAGAUUAGUCACAAAUGCGACAACCAUUUUGACGCAAGGAAGACAUAAAGCAUCGAUGUCCCGAAAGGAAAAGGGCAUUAAACAUCAAAGGACUGGGAGUUUUAAAGAGGCAAGAUACACAAAUGACCUCAUGAAAGUGGCUACUCAGCAGAGUGAAAAGACUAUAAAUAUCUAGGCAAAACUAAACAUUCUGUGCUCCACAUCGAUUGCUAAACAAGGUGCUGUCAGUCUAAUAAACAAAGCUGCAACUCCGGGAUCGUGAGAACAGGACCCAAAAGGAACAAGCAAGCUGCAAGUGAAUCGACAACCAGAUGCGACGAGAUUGAAGCCUGGCUGCACUGCCUUAAAACUUUUUUUUAUCAGACAAACCAGUCUGAGUCCGCUGUACACCUGAAACCACAGUAUCCAAUUGAGACUGGCCUGCUACGUGCGUAGCUAAAGAUUCGGCGAAGAGGACAGAGCGGACGGGUACUGUUGUGGAUGCUAUCAGGACUGAAUACUUUAUUGCAGCUGUUUGUUGAGCCUAUAUUGGGCUUGAAGACUUUGUUGCUGAUAGGAGAGCCUUUUACAUUGGACACUUCAACAAACCAGAAAACCAAAAGUCUAAGCUUCAAGGAAUUGUUGAGUGUAAUUCCAGUUGCAUUUUACUACAUUAAUUAAUUGUAACACAUUCACAUUGAAUUUAACUAUUAAUUAUUUAGUUUGCACACCUUGUGUGUGAAACAACUUAUAGUAAUCUAAUUGUUGUAUGAAGAAUUUAUUUUAAAAGUAAACUUGUGUGUAUGCGAGUGAGCAAUAUUUCACUAGCCUGCUAUAGCUGUUUAGCGCAUUAUGGGAGCUUUACAUUGUGUUUCUAUACGUAGAAACGAAGAACUUUACUUUAUUACUUCUCUGCUUUCUGUGUAGUAUUUGUGUACUUCAUAAAAUACUGCUAUUGAUUAAACAUUGUGUCUAGCGUGUGUAUGUGUGUUAGCAGUAAAUUCUCGUUCUUGUAACAUGUUAAUUAAAUAUUUUUAUAAGAGAACUAAUCAACCUAGAAAAACUCUAAAUUAUUUAAUACAGAAUUGUUCUUACACUGUAGUCAAAAUUAAUUUUAUAAGAGCUAAAAUCCAAGGAUGAUAGAAAUACCAGCACAAGACUAAAUCCCUCCGAGCCAGAGGGGGCAGUGUUUGAUAAUUAAUAUAGGCAGAACUAGUGGUAUCUCUUGACGUCGAUAGAGUUCAAACAAAACCGGGAAGCAUUAAAAAUAACACACGAUGGUGCAAGAAUUUCAUGUUCUCAGGUGUUUUUCCUGUAAAACCUUCCAGGUCCAUCAGGUGAACAAGUGUAAGAAAUGGAAGUGCAAAAUUUGCGAGGAAAAACAAUCUAUAAUAAAGGUUUAUGGACAGGGAUCUGGCGCAGACUGCCGGGGCCAUGUACAGAAACUGAAUAUGAUGCAGGGAGAAGCGACUCAGGCAGCUGAAGUAAACGCCUGUGGACAGGAAGAUGAGUUCCCUGAGGAAAUCCUACCACAAGAUGACUGUUUGAGCAUUAAUAGUCAACGGACUACAGAUGCUGGACCUGGGCUCAGUCGCUGGAGUAAGUUCUUGCAGAAUAGCACUGGAGAGCCAGGAGUAGAAGAGGGGUUGGUGGAUGAAGAGGAGAAUGUGUACACAGACAAGGAUCAGUUUUACACAGAGAAGAGAGUGAUCAAGAGGAGUCAGAGGAAGCAUGAAAAAGGCUGGAACUCUUGUAAUCCAUCCCUCGAAGAGUCUGUUAACUCUGAUCAUUGUGAGUUUGGGACCAGGUGGAAGAAAGCCAGGUAUGGGGAGAACUGGGGCAAAAAAGAUCUGACAUCUUCAAGGAAAAAUGCUGGUCAACCAUUGCCUCCUCCUAAAGCUACUGCUAACGGGAAAACCUCUCUGAGCCUUAAGGAUUCGACCAUUCCAGAGUACUGCCCUAACAACUCUGAGGUGACAGCUUCCAAGUGGGAAAGGUUCCUUUCUUCUACCACAAGAGAAGAGGAGACAGACUUUCCCACUCAAUCAGAGAAGUAUCUACAGCAUUCACAAACCUUCACAACCCCCUUAGCUUUUUGCAGUGCACUAGACGUGCCUUCACAGCUCGAGGGAACAGGAUCCUUGACAUCAGAAGAUAAAGCUUUGCAGAGGAAGAAAUCUAAAUUAACUGCAGGUGGUUUGUUUAACGAGUUUCCCUCAGUUUGCAUACAGCCAACAUCUUCCUUUAUUUCACCCACUGUCUCUACUCAAGCAUUUACAGCCAAUCCCUUGCAGUCUUCAUUCUGCUUACUGUUCCAGACAGAUGAUGACUUUGAUGAGACCUUUUAAUCUUUGAGUUAUAUGUUGAUGGUUUAGUUUGUCUGAGUUAAGUAGUCUGUUCUUCAAUGUUUAAGCAGAACUGAUGUAUAUUUGGUAUUUCCUGUUCAUGUAAAUGUGCCUUCAAAUAAAAGUAUCAAAUUAAGCCCCAAUAAAAUUAAUAAAUGAAUCCAAAUUACAGUCUUGCUUCUGAAGCACUGUUUAUUUGUAGAUAGGAUAGAAACAAAGAUCAGAGUAUUAUAUUGAAAUUUCCAUGUAUAUAGUUAUAACAUGUUAUAAUCGCCUUUGCCCAGUUCAUUUUAAUAGAAGCCAAAA
Messenger RNA from Polyodon spathula (Mississippi paddlefish), 2670 nucleotides. RefSeq names its product MRN complex interacting protein. Lineage: Eukaryota; Metazoa; Chordata; Actinopteri; Acipenseriformes; Polyodontidae. Gene Ontology annotation, molecular function: chromatin binding. Gene Ontology annotation, cellular component: nucleus. The transcript is spliced from 7 exons. The record is from RefSeq and is a predicted model, not a curated record. The coding region runs from base 1297 to 2367 and encodes 356 amino acids. Gene Ontology annotation, biological process: mitotic G2 DNA damage checkpoint signaling.